Gracilinanus agilis (Agile Gracile Mouse Opossum) is the source of this 3988-nucleotide messenger RNA. RefSeq names its product phospholipid-transporting ATPase ABCA3-like. Bases 1 to 3846 code for a protein of 1281 amino acids. The transcript has 24 exons. Gene Ontology annotation, biological process: transmembrane transport; lipid transport. The record is from RefSeq and is a predicted model, not a curated record. Gene Ontology annotation, cellular component: membrane; intracellular membrane-bounded organelle. NCBI's taxonomy places the organism in Eukaryota, Metazoa, Chordata, Mammalia, Didelphimorphia, Didelphidae. Gene Ontology annotation, molecular function: ABC-type transporter activity; ATP hydrolysis activity; ATP binding.
AUGCAAUGGCAAGACUUCCUGUCACCUGUUAAUGUAGAUGAUAACUUCACCUUAGGGCAUGUGGUGGUAAUGCUGCUAUAUGACUCUUUUUUCUAUUGUUUGGUGGCCUGGUAUGUGGAAGCUGUAUUUCCUGGGGCAUAUGGUAUGCCCCAACCCUGGUAUUUCUUCUUGCUGCCUUCCUACUGGUAUGGGAAGCCAAGAACAAUUACUACACAACAUGAGGAGGAGGAAGUACUUGAGAAAUCUUCACAGAAUGAAUUCUUUGAACCUGAACCUGCAGACCUACAAGCAGGAAUAAGGAUAAAAAAUCUCUCCAAGACUUAUUUGAUUGGGAGAAAGAAAAAACAAGCUAUUAAAAACCUGAGCCUAAACUUGUAUGAAGGGCAAAUAACUGUACUUCUAGGACAUAAUGGAGCAGGGAAGACUACCACCCUAUCCAUACUCACAGGUCUCUUUCCUCCUACAAGUGGACACGCAUACAUCAGUGGGUUUGAGAUUUCACAGGAUAUGGCUCACAUUCGGAAGAGUCUAGGUUUAUGUCCUCAGCAUGAUGUCUUAUUUGAUGAAUUGACAGUUGCUGAGCACCUUUUAUUUUAUGCUCAGCUAAAAGGAUUGCCUCCCAACAAGUGCUCUGAGGAAGUUGAUCAUAUCUUAGCCAUUCUGGAUAUGGAACAAAAACGUCAUGCUCUUUCAAAGUCAUUGAGUGGGGGAAUGAAACGGAAGGUUUCCAUUGGCAUUGCACUCAUAGCAGGCUCUAAGGUAGUGAUGUUGGAUGAACCAACAUCUGGCAUGGAUCCAGUGUCAAGGCGGAGUACCUGGGAUCUACUUCAGCAGCAGAAAAGUAAACGAACCAUCAUGCUGACCACUCACUUUAUGGAUGAGGCUGACCUGUUAGGGGACCGCAUUGGCAUUAUGGCCAAAGGGGACUUGCAGUGCUGUGGCUCUUCACUCUUCCUCAAACAUAAAUAUGGUGCAGGAUACCACAUGGUUAUUGUGAAGAAACCUAAUUGUAACACUGAGGAUAUUUCUGAACUGAUUUUUCAAUAUAUACCAAAUGCCAUUCUGGAAAGUAAUGUUGGGGCUGAAUUAGCAUUUAUCUUGCCCAAAGAGAGCUCAGACAGAUUUGAAGCUCUAUUUACUGAACUGGAAGAGAGACAGGAAGAGCUGGGCAUUGCCAGCUAUGGUGCCUCUGUCACUACUAUGGAAGAAGUCUUCCUUAAGUGUAGGGCCCUGGCAGCAGCCAUGUUUGCUGCAGCCUUGUCUCUGGAGACCCUCACUGUCCCAGAGCUAGAGAUUGGAAGAAUAGAUGCCACAGAGUCUACAGUCAUUGACACUAAAGAUUCCCAGUUGUUCAGUGGUUCUCCUGAAACUGGCAAAUCUGAAAGCAAUGUGGCAGGAAUAAGGAUUGUACAGUAUUUCAAGUUUUUUCUUCACUGCCAGCAGUUUUUUGCCAUGUUGACAAAGAAGGCUAUGUAUAGUUGGCGUGAGUGGAAAAUGAUAACAGCACAGAUUCUGGUGCCUCUGACUUGUACUACAAUAGCUCUUAUGGCCAUCAACUACUCUUCUGAGAUUCCAGAGGCGCCUCCUCUCACAUUGUCUUUAAAUGAACAUCGUGAAACAACUGUGCCUUACAUUAUCUCUGGAGUUUUUCCUCUGCGCUCAAAGCUCAUAAAAUACCUUGGUGAAAUGCUGGAAUCUGACAAUCAUGUAUCCUUACAAAUUACAGAAAACCUGGAAGAGGAGUUGCUUGUAAGAGCAGCUGAGAGUGAAGGCUUUAAUGACCGCUGCCUUAUAGCACUUUGCUUCAAAUCCAAAAAUAAUGAGUCAGUAAUCACCAUUCUCUUCAACAAUCAGGCAUUCCAUACUCCUGCUAUGGCCCUGGCAGUGGUAGAUAAUCUUCUCUUCAAGUUGAUUUCUGGUCCCAAAGCUUCCAUUACUGUUAUUAAUCAUCCUCAGCCUCGAAAUUCCUUAGAAACCGCAAAGGAGCACUAUUUUUGGGGCCAUAAGGGAUAUGACAUUGCUAUCAACAUGCUCUAUGGUAUGGGUUCAUUAGCCAGUACAUUUUCUAUCAUGGCAGUUAGUGAAAGAGUCAUAAAGGCAAAGCACAUUCAGUUUGUCAGUGGAGUCUAUGUUAUUCAUUUCUGGCUGUCUUCCCUGUUGUGGGAUCUCACUGUCUUCUUCAUUCCCUGUUUGCUGCUGCUGGGGAUAUUCAAAAUCUUUGACAUAAAAGCUUUCACUGAGGACAACCACCCUGCAGAUGCAUUGCUGAUAUUAAUGUUGUACGGCUGGUCCAUCAUUCCCCUCAUGUACCUAAUGAGCUUCUUCUUCAUGGCAGGUGCCACUGCCUUCAUAAGACUCAUCAUGUUCAACUUCUUCUCAGGCAUUAUCACUUUAAUCAUCCUCUAUGUCACAGGCUUCAAGGCAUUAAAAUUGGAAAAAGUUACUGAUAUUCUGGAUAAAGUAUUCCUCCUGCUACCUAACCAUUGCUUAGGGAUGUGCCUCAGCAGUUUCUACAACAAUUUUCAGUCCAAGAAAUACUGUACCUCCUCUACUGAAGCAGCGAGUAAAUGUGAAUACUUACGUAUUAAAUAUGAAGAUAAUUUCUAUGCAUGGCAAUCUCCAGGAAUUGGAAGGUUCCUUACUUCAUUAAUUAUCUCUGGCUUUGUUUUCAACAUUCUGCUUUUAUUCAUUGAGACCAACUUUCCCUGGAGAAUGAAAACCUUUAUAAAUGUCCUCUUUAGGGAUCCUCGGCACUGGGCAAAAGUGCAAGCCCAAGAAUCCUUGCUUCCCACAGACCAAGACGUGGAAGAUGAAGAAAAUAAAAUUCGGAAUUACCUUCCAGAGCUUUUGCGUACUUCUCCACUGGUUAUUAAGGGACUUACAAAGAUAUACGAGAGUAGAAAGCCCUUGCUGGCUGUAAACAGGAUCUCCCUAACCGUCCAGAGAGGAGAGUGCUUUGGAUUGCUUGGCUUCAAUGGAGCAGGGAAGACUACUACCUUCAAAAUGCUGACAGGGGAUGAAACUAUCACCUCUGGGGAGGCCUUUAUUGAUGGAUUCAGCAUCAUCACCCACAUUAAAAAGGUACGACAGAGAAUUGGUUACUGCCCUCAAUUUGAUGCCUUACUGGACCAUAUGACAGGACGAGAGACUCUGGUCAUGUAUGCCCGGCUUCGUGGCAUCCCUGAGCGUCACAUUAAUAGCCUUGUGAAGGAUGUACUACAGGGGUUGCUCUUAGAGGCCCACUCGGACAAACUCAUCAAAACCUACAGUGGUGGCAAUAAGCGUAAACUGAGUACUGGUAUCGCCCUGAUCGGAGAACCCUCAAUUGUUUUCCUGGAUGAACCAUCCACAGGUAUGGACCCUGUAGCACGACGACUGCUCUGGGAUACAGUAACACGGAGCCGUGAAUCUGGAAAAGCCAUCGUCAUCACCUCUCAUAGCAUGGAGGAAUGUGAGGCCUUAUGUACCAGGCUAUCCAUCAUGGUGAAUGGGCAGUUCAAAUGCAUAGGCAGCCCACAGCACCUCAAAAGCAAGUUUGGGAGUGGAUAUACUCUGCUGGCCAAGGUCAAAAGUAAGGAAAGCCAGGCAAAGAUGGAGGAAUUCAAGAAAUUCAUCAGAUCGACAUUCCCAGGCAGUGUCCUAAAGGACGAGCACCAAGGGAUGGUUCAUUAUCACCUGCCUAGCAAGGACCUCAGUUGGGCAAGGGUGUUUGGUAUCUUGGAAAGAAGCAAAGAUGAAUACGAACUGGAAGACUACUCCAUUAGUCAAAUCUCCCUGGAGCAAGUCUUCAUGAAUUUUGCUCAUUUGCAGUUUACAGACGACGCAUAUUCAAGACAAAGAACUUAGUUGUGAACUGGGAUUUGAUCAGACUUUCCCCAAAUAAAGGCAAAUAUAUCUUCAGAUGAAGAAGGGAAGGUACCAUCUGGAAGAUGUAGCCGCAAGUGUACCUGAAUUGGUGAAAAAGUGUCCUCAUAUUAAAUUGUGUAUA